Molecule: messenger RNA, 4960 nt
Organism: Rhinolophus ferrumequinum (greater horseshoe bat)
Lineage: Eukaryota; Metazoa; Chordata; Mammalia; Chiroptera; Rhinolophidae
Gene: LEPR
Product: leptin receptor
Exons: 19
Coding region: 165-2858 (897 amino acids)
Biological process (GO): cytokine-mediated signaling pathway
Cellular component (GO): membrane; external side of plasma membrane
Molecular function (GO): protein binding; cytokine receptor activity
Source: RefSeq, a predicted model, not a curated record
UCUGCUGCCCUUCUCUCUCCUGAGAGUUGCCUGGCAUCUUCGGCGAGGAGUUUGGAGCGCCCCAUCGCAGAGACCACGCCGGCUGAGAGCGAGCCACGCAGGUGCCAUCUCUGCCUUCCAUCUGGGUUGGAUCCCGGCAUCGAGGUGUACUUCUCUGAAGUAAGAUGACGUGUCAAAAAUUUUUUGUGGCUUUGUUACACUGGGCAGAAUUUAUUUAUGUGAUAACAGCGUUUAACUUCUCAUAUCCAAUUACUCCCUGGAGAUUUAAGUUGUUUUGCAUGCCACCAAAUACAACCCAGGACGUUGUCUUGCCUUCUGGAAUCUCAAAGAAUACUUCAGAUUUGAAUGGACAAUAUGAGGCAGCUGUUGAAGCUAAAUUUAAUUCAAGUGGUACCUACUUUUCUAACUUCUCAUCCAAACCAACUGUCCACUGUUGCUUUUGGAGUGAGGAAGAUAAAAACUGCUCUGUACAUGCAGACAACAUUGAAGGGAAGGAAUUUGUUUCAACAGUAAACUCUGUAGUUUUUCAACAAAUAGGCGCAAACUGGAACAUACAGUGCUGGAUGAAAGAGGACUUGAAAUUAUUCAUCUGUUAUAUGGAGUCAUUAUUUAAGAAUUCUGUCAAGAAUUAUGACCUUAAGGUCCAUCUUUUAUAUGUUCUGCCAGAAGUGUUAGAAGAGUCACCCCUGCUCCCCCAGAAAGGCAGUUUUCAGCUUGUUCAGUGCAACUGCAGUGUUCAUGAGUGUUAUGAAUGUCGUGUGCCAGUGCCAACAGCCAAACUCAACUACACUCUUUUCAUGUAUUUGAAAAUUACAUCUGCUGGAGUCGUUUUUCAGUCACCUCUAAUGUCAGUUCAGCCUAUAAAUAUCGUGAAACCUGAUCCACCACUAGAUUUGCGUAUGGAAAUCACAGAUAGUGGUCAUUUAAAGAUUUCUUGGUCCAGCCCAACAUUGCUACCAUUUCAGCUUCAAUAUCAAGUGAAAUAUUCAGAGAAUUCUACAACAAAUAUGAGAGAAACUGAUGAGAUUGUUUCAGCUACAUCUCUGCUAGUAGGCAGUGUGCUUCCUGGGUCUUCGUAUGAGGUUCAAGUGAGGGGUAAGAGAUUGGAUGGCCCUGGCGUCUGGAGUGACUGGAGUAGUCCUCUGAUUUUUACUACACAAGAUGUCAUAUACUUUCCACCUAAAAUUCUGACAACUGUUGGGUCUAACGUUUCUUUUCACUGCAUCUAUAAAAAUGAAAACAAGAUUGUUUCCUCCAAAAAGAUUGUUUGGUGGAUGAAUUUAGCUGAGAAAAUUCCUCAAAGCCAUUAUAAUGUUGUGGGUGACCAUGUUAGUAAAGUUACUUUUCCCAAUGUGAAUGCAACCAAACCUCGAGGAAAGUUCACCUACGACGCAGUGUACUGCUGCAAUGAGCAUGAAUGCCACCAUCGCUAUGCUGAGUUAUAUGUGAUUGAUGUCAAUAUCAAUAUAUCAUGUGAAACUGAUGGGUACUUAACUAAAAUGACUUGCAGAUGGUCAACCAACACAAUCCAAUCACUCGUGGGAAGUACUUUGCAGAUGAGGUAUCAUAGGAGCAGCCUUUACUGUUCUGAUGUUCCAUCUAUUCAUCCCACCUCUGAACCCAAAGAUUGCAAUUUGCAGAGAGAUGGUUUUUACGAAUGCGUAUUUCAGCCAAUCUUUCUGUUUUCCGGCUAUACAAUGUGGAUUAGGAUCAAUCAUUCUUUGGGUUCACUUGCUUCUCCCCCCACGUGUGUUGUUCCUGAUUCUGUAGUGAAACCAUUGCCUCCACCCAGUGUGAAAGCAGAAAUUACUGUAAAAAUUGGAUUAUUGAAAAUAUCUUGGGAAAAACCAAUUUUUCCAGAGAAUAAUCUUCAGUUCCAGAUUCGUUAUGGUUUAAGUGGAAAAGAAGUACAAUGGAAGAUACAUGAGGUGUAUGACGCAAAGUCAAGAUCUGCCAGCCUCCCAGUGCCAGACCUGUGUACCGUCUAUGCUGCUCAGGUGCGCUGUAAGAGGCUGGAUGGACUGGGAUAUUGGAGUAAUUGGAGUAGUCCAGCCUACACAGUCGUCAUGGAUAUAAAAGUUCCUGUCAGAGGACCUGAAUUUUGGAGAAGGAUUGAUGAAAACACUACUAAAAAAGAGAGAAAUGUCACUUUACUUUGGAAGCCCCUGAUGAAAAAUGACUCAUUGUGCAGUGUGAGAAGAUACGUGGUAAAACAUCACACUUCCCGAAAUGGAACAUGGUCAGAAGAUGUGGGAAAUCACACUAAAUUCACUUUCCUGUGGACAGAGCAAGCACAUACUAUUACAGUUCUGGCUGUCAAUUCAAUUGGUGCCUCUCUUGCAAAUUUCAAUUUAACAUUCUCAUGGCCUAUGAGCAAAGUAAAUAUCGUGCAGUCCCUCAGUGCUUAUCCUUUAAACAGUAGUUGUAUGAUUCUUUCAUGGACAUUGUCACCCAGUGAUUACAAUCUGAUGUAUUUUAUUCUUGAGUGGAAAAUUCUUAAUGAAGACAAUGAAAUUAAAUGGCUUAGAAUCCCUUCAUCUGUUAAAAAGUAUUACAUCCAUGAUCAUUUUAUCCCCAUUGAGAAGUAUCAGUUCAGUCUUUAUCCAAUAUUUAAAGAAGGAGUGGGGAAACCGAAGACAAUUAAUAGUUUUACCCAAGAUGAUAUUGAAAAGCGCCAGAAUGACUCAGGUCUAUAUGUACUUGUGCCAAUAAUUAUUUCCUCUUCAACCUUGUUGCUUGGAACAUUGUUAAUAUCACAUCAAAGAAUGAAAAAACUGUUUUGGGAAGAUGUUCCAAAUCCCAAGAAUUGUUCCUGGGCACAAGGACUUAAUUUUCAGAAGAAAAUGGACAUUCUUUGAAGUCUAAUCAUGAUCACUACAGAUGAACCCAGUGUAUCAACUUCCCAACAUCUCAUACUUCUAUAGAGUAUUAUAAGAUUUUUACAUUUGGAAGAAGGGGAGAAAAAUCUAAAAAAAAAAUAAAAAUUUGUUGAACUAUUGAGAACUAAAAUAUGAUGGAUUAUGUUGAUUUAAAACUAAAAAGAGACAAGUAAAUUUGGGGCCAAGAUAUAGGUCUGAGCUCAAUUCAGUUUGGAUAUAUGAUUACUUUUCAAGUCAUCUAAAGUUAAAAAAGUAAUAUUCAUGAUAUCUGGCUUUUGAUUUAUCACUUGGUCAUAAAACAUUAAAAAAUUUUGACUGUUGCUCUUACCACAUAUCUAUUAGAUAUCAUCAAAUAUAUAGUAAACAAUGCUGUAACUGGGUGAAAACUACAACUUCUGACACAUAGCUUUGCAAAUAUAAUGACUCUAAUUACAUAAUGCAGUAAAGGUAUUUAGUUUAUAUUUUUGUGUCCAAAAUUUUCUGUUUUAUAAUCCUUUAUAGACACUUCAGUCUAUAAACUGACCCAUUUGGGUGUUCUUUUGAAUCUCUUGUAGUUUUUAUAGCUAACUUUGCUCAAUCUGGGAAUUUCUAUUUUCAAUAGCCUCAGAAAUGGCUCAAGUGCUAACUUCUAUUUCAUUUCAAAGAAAGCCACAAGUUACAGUCUGUCCUGGUCACAGGCCAAUGGAAAUCAUAGUUCAUAUCAGGAUGCCUUGACAUAUCUAGGUCAAGUUGACCACAUCAGAAAACACAUUGGCCUCCACUUCAACCUCUUUGUGGAAUUCUUGCCUAAAUGUAAUUUAUAUACACUGAGCCUCCCAAAGCUUCUGGCAGGUAGGGAAGUGGACAGUGACGCAACAAGGGAGACUCUUUGGAGCUUUUACAAAUAUUUCAUGAUGAAGUUAGGACUUUUCUUUCUGAAAAAGACCACUUGCUGUUUCUAGGAAUCAGACAUACUAAUUGUGUUGCUCACAUUCAUAACGAACCAAAGCCUUUGUUUGAUGAGCCCAAAUAAUCAAAUUUAGGCUACGUAUGGAUCACUUGUAUUUAGAUUUCAUUCAUAGUUUUAUUUUAAUCUAAAAAAAAAAGAAAAACCACUAAAAAUCAGGAGAAACAUGUCCUUUGCCCCUUCAUUGAUUUUUAAUAGAUGUCAUUGGAAUCUAAAAUCUAAGUGUGAAAUUAGGCAGACAUUCUUUAAUUCCUUCCACCUGACUACAUAUUUAAUGCGUUCCCAGACUGUUCUAAAAUCUCAAAAAUUAGAUAUAAAUAGUAAUUGAAAUGAUUUUUGAUGAAUACACUUUUAAUAAAUGUUUGUGACCCAUUCAUAAAAUAGGCUUCAAUAAUAUAUGUGGGCAUGUGAUUUCUCUUUGAUUAUUAGUGAAGUCUCCCAUCUGAAUGCAUUUGAAGACAUGUAAAUUAUUUGGUAUCAAUAAAUAGUUACCAAUUAUGAAGUUUUAGAGGGCAUGAAAUAUGCCAAAUGUCAUUUGAAGAAGAUAUGUGAGUUUGCAUUCUAUAAAUUUCUAUCAGAAGGAAAACAGUUAUAGGAACAGUUUUUUCUUCAUAUAUAUGUUUAUAGAAUAAGAAAAAAGAUUAUGUUAACAUGGCAUUUGUCACUAUGUAGUAUUUUAAUAUCUAUAUAAGUGUAUUCCACUAUUAUUAGAUUUAAUGUUUGGUAUACUUAUUUUAUGGUUAUAAUCACCAAUAUAUUUCAUUUAAGAAUUCAAAACUAUGCUAAAUGAUUUAUGGUUUUAUAUGGAAUAUGUUUGCCAUUAUGAAGAAUAGCUGGGUAUAUUGUUAUUUCAGGCAAUAAAUCUGAAUUCAUUUUAUUAGUUUAAAAAUUAUAAUAUUCAAAAGUUCAAUUAUGUGAAUGAUAUAUAAAUUGAACACAUUUUCUAUAGCACUUCAUUUAGCAGUUAAUUUUUCAGUGCGAUGUGUCCACAGAAUUCUUUACUUUGCAUUUAUUUUCUCGGUAUGUUUACAUUGUAUGAGUUGAGCAUUUUGCACACAGAUUCUUGAUUUGUAGCUGCUUGACAGGAUUUUUUGUUGUGCUGUAACCACCAUUCUUAUAAAAAAUAUGAUGUGCA